GCAGCCGCCGCACGCGCGCUCACGGACCGAACGGAUCUCGCGGGCUGCACGCGACGACCGCCGCAGCUGCAGCAGGACCGUCACCGCAUCAGUACACUGCAACAGUGAUCACCGACCGACGACGACCGCGCAAGGAGGUUGCACGCGAAAUAUUAUUGAUAAUAAACGACAUUAUUGUUAUUGUUUGCGACGACGAUCGCGCGUACGUCUGAUCGCGGGCAUGCUUUUGCCGUCGGACAUGUUGGCCACGCAAUCUAAGAUGUUGUAUCAGCUGAACAAGUACUGCGUGGAACGGGUUGAGACCAGGAAGACGGCCACGGCCAAAGCGGUGCGGGAGGUGUGCAAGGUGGUGCAGACGGUACUGCACGAAGUGGAGGCCCAGGAGCCGCGAUUCAUAUCGUCGCUGGCCGAGUGCAACGGCCGAUACGAGGGCCUGGAGGUGGUGUCGGCUACCGAGUUCGAGAUCGUGCUCUACUUGAACCAGAUGGGCGUGUUCAACUUCGUCGACGACGGAUCGCUGCCCGGGUGCGCGGUUCUCAAGCUUAGCGACGGCCGCAAGCGGAGCAUGAGCCUAUGGGUCGAGUUCAUCACGGCGUCCGGAUACCUGUCAGCCCGCAAAAUUCGAUCCCGGUUCCAGACGCUAGUGGCGCAGGCGUGCGACAAGUGCGCUUACCGGGACUCGGUCAAGAUGAUGUCGGACACGGGCGAGGUGAAGCUCCGGAUCCGGGACCGGUACGUGGUGCAGAUUACGCCGUCGUUCAAGUGCGCGGGCGUGUGGCCACGGUCAGCCGCCCACUGGCCGGUGCCACAGCUCACGUGGCCGCACCCCAACCUCAUCGUCCAGGUAAAGACCGAAGGAUUUGACCUGCUGUCCAAGGACAGCGUCAUCAUGCACGGAAAGCAGAACUCGAUGGAGGGCGACGCGUGGGUCAUGUCGUUCACAGACGUCGAGAACCAGCUCCUAUACGGCGGCUGCCGGAAGCGAUGCCUGAGCAUACUUAAGACGCUCAGGGAUAGGCACCUCGAUUUGCCCGGUAACCCGAUCACCAAUUAUCACAUUAAGACGCUGUUGCUGUACGAGUGUGAGAAACAUCCGCGGGACGCCGAGUGGGAAGAGACUGGUAUUGCGGACCGCAUCAACGGCAUACUGUUGCAGCUCAUCUCGUGCCUGCAGUGCCGCCGGUGCCCGCAUUACUUCAUACCACAUCUGGACCUGUUCAAGGGUAAGACCCCAGCGUCUCUGGAGAGCGCGUCCAAGCACGUGUGGCGGCUCAGCCGAGAGAUACUCACCAAUUCUAGGGCCUUCGAUAAGCUCUGAGGGGUUUCGCGGCGCGACGUAUUAUAUUAUAUUACAUACCUAUAACAUCUGUGCAGUACAGUGAAACCUUCUUAAAUAUCGCAAACUCUCAGUUCCGCUAAAAGUGUGUCCGCUAUAUUCGGAGAUGUAGUCAGAAGAGGUUUCGCUGUACAUUUUAUCAUCGCAUCGCGUCGCAUAAUAUUUAUAUAUUUAUACAAGUAUUAUAAAUUUUUUUAUAUACUUUAUUACUAAGCUAGUCAACGUGUUUUCGUCAAUUGCUGAAAUCGAUAAUUAAUAUAAUGUUCUAUGUGUUAUUUGAUUAUUAGAUAUAAAUGUAUUGCUACCGCCCAGAAAGAUCUCUCGAAUCGAUAACAAUUAUCCUCUGUAGUUUUAGUAGUUUAUAUGCUAUAAAUAUAGUAUGUUUAAGUAUCCUAUAUACAUCAUAUAUGUUAUAAACUUAUAAUCACACGUAAUCAUCACUUGAAUGAUUUAAAAGGAUACGUUUACUGUAUUAUAUUAUACUAUAUCGUUAUUAAUAUGUCUAC
Molecule: messenger RNA, 1842 nt
Organism: Melanaphis sacchari
Lineage: Eukaryota; Metazoa; Arthropoda; Insecta; Hemiptera; Aphididae
Product: protein mab-21-like
Exons: 1
Coding region: 221-1318 (365 amino acids)
Source: RefSeq, a predicted model, not a curated record